GUAGAGUGUAACCGUUUGUAUGGCUGGCAAUCUAAGUCGUAAAACGACUGUUUGGAAACACUGUAUCUCAUUCUGCAUAAUUCUAUUCGUUUCUUGUCCAUGUUUUGCCUUCUAGUGUAAGAACAUACUUUUAUUUUUAAAUUUAAUUCAUCCUGAUUGGAAUGACUGAGCAUUUACUAAGAAGAAUUUAAAGAUGCAACAUUCACACAAUCGUUCUCCGUCCGAUCCGGGACUCUGCAAGGUGGAGAGCAAUAAUAAUAAUUUACCCAUGUCCCAUGGACACACAGAGAAUCCAUUUUUGAUGUGGCUUCAUUCAUUAAGUGUCAAAUAUCUCAGCCUGUCUCCAGCCCAGAAGCUGAAAACUCUUGACACACUUCUUGGUCUUCUUGGAGCCAAGGAAUUGUGCUACCUGACAGACAUCUUACCCACUUUGUUGUAUCGUGACUUCAUUCGCCAGCUACCUACAGAGAUCGCCUUGAAAAUCCUUAUGAUGCUUGAUGAAAAAAGUCUGCUUAACUGCUGCCUUGUCUCAAAGUACUGGAAUGAGCUGAUAAACAGCUACAGUGAGGUGUGGAUUCUCAUGGCUAAACGGGUCGGGGCUCGGAUAGGGUCUGGAUUAGGGGCACCUGUUCAUGGAUACAAGUCCCUGUUCAUCAGGUCUGCAAAUCUCGUGCAGAGGAUGAAGGAUAGUUCAGCGUUCAAGGUCAUGAACUUGGAAGGUCACAGGGGUCGUGUCAUGGCCAUCACUCAGAAUAAGGACCUUAUCGCUACAGGCUCAGAUGACCACACAGUUCGGUUCUGGGACGUCCACACUGGGGACUGCAUCAAGCUAAUCCACACUCACAGCGUCUCCUUCCUCCAGUUUGACGACAUCCAUGUGUACACUGCCUCCUACGACAAUACGGCUGCAUGCUGGGACAUCGACACCGGCACUUUGGUGUGUCGCUAUGUCGGGCACAUUUCGGCCGUGUUCAGUCUGGAUUCCAGGCGAGAUCUUGAUCUCCUGGUUACUGGGUCGGCGGAUAAAACUGUCAAGGUGUGGGAACUGAGUUCUGGUGCGAUGUUGCACUCGUUGUCUGAUUGGCACAAUGACUGGAUAACAUACGUUAAGAUUCUCUCCUGUGUUGCUGAACCCCAGGCCCAACAGCAUGUGAACAGAGGUGUGCUUGAAAAGGGCACACUGCAGCUUGUGUCAGUGGAUAGGCAGGGUUGCUGCUUUUGGACUGUUAGAAACAACGAACAUGUGGACGUAAGCGUCACCCACACCGCUGACUGGUGCAUGAACGUUCAGUCCAGCACCUGUAGGUCUGCCAUUACCGUGUGUACAUGGAACAAACGCGAUAAGGCCCACUCCAUAUCGGCAUAUUCAACAGAGACCAUGGACAAUAAAUGUGUUCCCAGGCAUGUGCGGUCUUUUGUGAUGCCCAAUGACCUGCCACCAAAACAGACUGCCCUGGGCUUUGGGCAGAAGUUUGCUGUAUUUAUGGUGGAUGAGGGCUACAGCAGAGCUGUGAUAGUUGACACUCACUCAGGCCGUGUUUUGUGCUCAAUUCCUGUCCCACCUUUCAGACCGACUCAGAACGGUGCCUCUGCAGUGCUGGGUCAGUCUGACUGGCUGGAUGGAUUCACGGACAGCAAUCGUUCGGGCCUCUUCCUGGCACUGUGUCUCAAGAACAACAAUAUACUCGUGCUUAAAUGGACAGACAAACCAGGUUAAACUCUCCUUAAGACAAAUGUUAUGUCUGCCCAACUUCAGUUAUAUCUGGUUAUAAUAGAUUUAUUUGUGCCAUUUCUAUACUGCAUUUUUAGAUGUUUACAUGUUUGUGCAUUGAGGCUUCUUGAAAAGCAAUAAUGCAAACAUUGUCAAUGUGCAAGCUAGGUUUCAUAUUCUCUGUCUUUUCAAUGUAUUCAACACAUUUAAAGAGAUGGAUGUGUUGCCUAUGUAAGAAUUUGUGAAGACAUGAAGCAACUUCUUGAUAUCUCUAAAUCAGAUACUACAGCUUUACCUGCAGCCUUCAUAAUGGCAACUCCGAACAGAACAGUAUGAUAGUGUAUUAACAAAAUAACAUUUUCUAUUUCGUCCCAUUGGUGCAAAAAGGUACCAUGUGCCAUUAAAUUUUAAUAACACAUUGUUACUUGUACCUUUUUGCAC
This is a messenger RNA of Dreissena polymorpha, 2152 nucleotides long. Its product is annotated as F-box/WD repeat-containing protein 2-like. The transcript has 7 exons. Lineage: Eukaryota; Metazoa; Mollusca; Bivalvia; Myida; Dreissenidae. Gene Ontology annotation, molecular function: protein binding. The record is from RefSeq and is a predicted model, not a curated record. Bases 194 to 1717 code for a protein of 507 amino acids.